GUAGUGCCAUAACUGGUCCUGUCUGUGUGUCCUCAUUUGCUCCUGCUGUGAGAUGUGCUUCACUGCUUUAUUGUCCACCGCAUCGUGCAACUCAUCAGCACGAGAUCGUGGACCGCCACGCUUUCUGCAUUUAGCUCACGUGAGUAAAUAUGUCGAGCCCCACCCCCAGUGAGCCCGCAGUACGUAGUUGGUCUUCCUCGUCAGUACUCCCCGUGGUUCUGCUUUUGAUGUUGUAGCAACUGAUUUGAUUUCUAGGAGACCAGAACAAUGUUGUCCCUUCCCCAUUCCACCAGUUCACCUUCCGCAUGACCACCAGCAGCAGUUCCUCGUCCAGCCCGUGGCCGAGCCGGUUGGCCGACUACGGUCCGCUGGAGGUGGAGCUCGGGCGCGGACAACAAUGCGUGGUGUACCGCGGCCGCUGGCAGGACCGGUGGGUUGCCCUGAAGGUGGUGCAGAAAGCGAACCUGCGGCGGGCGGAGGCGGAGAAGCUGCAGAACGAGAUUGUGGUGCACAGCCAGCUGCAGCAUUUGCACGUCUUGGACAUCUACCAUGCGUUCGAGGACGCGGAGCAGGUGGUACUCGUGCUAGAUAUGCAUUGCAAAAGUAUCGUACUAAGUACAAAUUGCAUUACAAAUUUUAUCAGAAAGAAAAAUGGAAUUUGUAAUGCUAAUUCAUCAGGUAAAAAGGUAGGCUUGUCAUGCAAGAUUGCAAUUAGCACGAGUGCGAUACUUUUGCACAGGAUACUAGAGCACGCAACACCGGUUUAUUGUCACAACCGGAAGGACUCUCCUGUAGGUUGUCUCCGGACUGACGCGGGCCCGCCGGACCACCGCCGACCUGGUCGUCCCACCGCCGCGCCCGCGCCGAGUAGGGGGCGCUUCACCGAGGCGCGGCUCCGCGUGCUUUUGUCCGAGGUGCUCAAGGCGCUCCAGUACCUCCACGGGCUGCGGUACCAUCACGGCGCGGUGCGGACGGAAAACUUGUUACACGUGGAGGGGUAUCGAAUGCAAAUGAUAUGUCUGGCUGUGGAAGACGACUGCGCUUGGUUGUCGUGCAUGUGCCGGGACAGAUGGGUGAUCUGGAAUACACGCUAAGUGUUAGAGGUCGUAAGAAGGGUGCUUAAUGGGUACGCUGCAUAAAAGAAACUCGCUUGUUUUUUGCGUACCAAAGUGUAAGGAACUUGUUCUGGUAUCCAUGCAAUACAGAUUUUGUUUUCUGCUCCAGAUUUAGUGCCAGAAAUUUAAACGCUUCCUGACGCAGACGUUGACGUACUUUUGCAAUGCAUAAGAGUGUGGGAACGAAGUUGUCGGAUUUCAGCAGUGUGGCGCGUUUCCAGGACCCGCGGGACCUUCGGGAGGAGAGAGGCAACUUUCGGGGAGGGAGUACCGGGGGAGACAUCUUUGCUUCGCCACGAACUAGUACCGAUAGACCGUCGUCGUCGUGCACAAAGCCUCCCAAGUCUUCUUCUUUUCGCGGCGAGGCGCAGGAUUUGUUCGACCUAGGCACGUGCGCGGUACAGCUGCUGCUGGACUCCGAGAGCACCGUCGACCCCUGGGUGCGGAACAACGCCUUCCCGGCCACCGUCUCAAAGCGGUGCAUCGCCUGCCUGGAGCAGUUCCAGAAGCCCAACGCCACCGCGGAAGGGCUUCUGCGGCAGCCGUUCUUCCUGUCUUCGCUUGCGAUUGUAUCCGGAGUGAAAACUCCGUCGCCACCCGCUCAGAGUUGUAGUUAUGUAAGAUUGCAAACAGUUAUGUACGGGAACACGUGUAAUUAUGUGCGUUCUUAUGUGCGCAAUUCCCAAUCAUGUUUUGGCAUUCGCAAAAUGCGGUGAACUACCAGAAUAGAUCGAUGGCUUUGUGAUGCGGCUGUCCUUGCUAACCUGCGCUACACUACAGAGAAAAGCAUGCGCGAGACUUGUCAUGCGUGACAUCCAAACCUUCCGGAUUUGUGUUGCACAGUUUCCAACUUGACCCGUGGGUGGGCACAGUAUUUUCACACAGGAUAAGUUCCACGGAUCGUCUACGACCCGCGAAACGAGGACCCGGGGUCGGCGCGAGGCGGUUUGCUGCUCGGGAGUUCUUGUAGGAACAACCUGCACAAAAAGGCCAACUCGGCACCCGGCGCGCACAGCGUGGUGGCGCCCUCCUCCAGCGGCAGCCUAGCCCUUCCCGCGGGGAGUACAGCGAAACACGGCGGGAUGGUGCAUCUCCGGGACGUGCGCGGCCGGAGCGGACAAACACGGGCCGUGCCGCACCGUGGCGCGGGCAGCGACUACGGUGCGGCAAACUCGAAACCAAGAAUCGUCCGGCCGGUUAUGCCCUACGACCCACAUAAUUACACGGACAGCGAAGGCAGUGUGCAGUAUGGAAGAAAAGUUCGUUGAAAAGCAUUCAUUUUAUUGCGGUGGUUGGUUAUUUGCUUUCGCUGAAGCCUACUUUUGCACCCUUGGAAACCACGACGAGUGAAAACGUAUUUCACAAUUAUGCACGGCAGCUUGGCAAAUAGUAGUAAACCGAAGUGGUCAACAUAAAACAGGCCACGGAAGAUGUCUCCCCCCAUCGCAUUGAAGACGAAUGGCCCUUUUCAUCUCCCUUUGCAUACAGCACGCCGGAGAGACAAAGAUGCGGACGGAGUGUCAGGGCAGCGCAAUAGCAAGGCGCGACGCGAGGAGCCGCCAGGAGCUGCUCCGAGGAUGGUACUGUCGACCAAGGCAGCGCUGCUGCACCAACAAAAGACCCGAAACCGGAUUUCCUCCAGUCACCAUCUGCCGUCGGGAAAGGUGAGAAGCAGAAGAAGAUUUGUUUAUACACAGACAAUCUGAUAUCUGCAAGCGUAUUUCAUCUAACUGUUCUUCAGCGCUUCACUUAACUUCGCUGAACAAAAAAUCAAAAGCGAAACCCAUCUUUGAUGUCUGAUCAUACCUGCAGGUGAACCCGCUCGCAGCCGCCGGAGUUGCACCACGGGAAGGCCACGCGACCUCGCAGCGGUCGUCCCGGGACGUGCCUCUCGUCCGACCCUCUGCGCCGCCCGCAAUAGGAAUCACUGCGGCGUCCUCGCACAACAGCGACAGCGACCUCGCACAUUCGUCCUCGAACGAGAGUGGGGAGGAGAUUGGUUUGCAGGAGGUCCUGCCCGUCUUGCUUGGCGAUGAAACGCACAGCACUAUGCAAAUCGGCAGCUGCCAGCUACACACGUCCACGGGGCAGUUUGACUUCGAGGACCAACAUGAUCCACUUCCUUCGUGGCAGCAAAUGAUGCAGCGCAACAGCACGGGCACGGAGCACAACACGCGGCUGGUCUCGCACCCUUUCUCAGACGCCCGCCAACUGCGAUCGGUGAUCAGCAACGACGAGGAAGUAGUAGAUGAAGACGGAGGUAGUUUUUGUACUACAAAUGGCGGCGGAAGACAAGUAAAAGAGCAUCCACCUCCGGUAGAAGUAGACCUGGAUCCAGACGCUAUGCCGGAGAAGAGAAGACCUACGUCAACAUCUCUUCACCAUCGCCGCCGCGACAUCGCCGCAAGAAACUACGGCCCGAGAACAGUCGAGGCGGCCGGGAAAAACGAAGUUGGUACAACUAUGUUCGGAGGCGCUGCUGGAUCGCCUGCACGAACGCCUCCUUCCGGAAAAAAGUCGCCUGCGUCUACUUCCCGUGGUGUUCUGCCUCACGGUGGUCAGAAAUUUCGCAGCUGCAUCGAGGACCAGAGCUUUAUCGACGAGGGCGCGCUGCUGUUUGACAAACGCGGCACGGAGCUGUUGCCGGAGUUCCCCCGACAGACCGCGGGCAAAUCCCCGACCACUGAGCUCGUGUUCGAUAAACACCGCGAGUUGCUAGCGGCCAACCGCCGGUCUUGCGACAAACUGUUGCAAGAGAAUAAAUGUUUGGAGCAACAGGGCGAGGGGCCCAACAACACGAAAAAUGGGGUUCGUAGUAAUGCUGGUCCAUCUAGUUCUUCUUCAAAAGUUUCAACUUCGGAACAGCAACAUCAAAAUGCCGCCAAAAGAGCACCUCGAGCCCGUGAAGAUGUUUUUUCGGCACAGCAGCCGCUUCUACUGUCCGAUGAACCUGAAAGUUGUUUCGAACAGACAGAGGAGGAUCUUCGCCUCCACGGAGACAAGGAUAAUUGUCAUGAUUGCAAUAUGGACGAGGUGGACGUCGAGCAUGGUACUACUAGCAUCAAAAGCCCAUUACUACAAGAACCGGGAGGACAUGAACAUCAAGAUCCCUCGCUGGUAUCCUCGUCCGCAGCCAACAUUCUCGACGCGGAGCAGCUUUCGCCGGUGACCAACCGGCACGAGGACAUGCAGACCAGCGGCUUUCUCCUGUCCAACCACGUGGGCGACAUCAGUCUGACGCACUAUUUGCCGGGCGACGUCGGCGCCGCGGCAGCCAUGCCCAUGUCUCGAAGCAGCAGCUCCAGCCGGAAUGUAGCAGUAGGUGUGAACAAGAACGAAGAAGACCACCAUGAUAACCCUGCUGCAGGCGCCGGGUCUCGAGCCGAGACGCAACUGGAUCAUCAGGAGCUGUUAAAUGAUCCGCGCCGGCGCACCGGCGGGGCAACGCCGUCGUCGUCGAGUCGCGCGAAGUUCGACCCGGAUGGACAGCAGAGCAACUUUGCUCAAGAGGUAGAUCAUGCAACUUCGAGAAAGCAUGGCGCGGGCCGAGUCUCUUUAAUUCCGCCGACGACGAGGAACAGAACGCGGCUAGCCGUGCAACAUGACCCUAGUACAGACCACGAGGACCGCGGCACCUGCGGCAGGGCAAACGAUUCCGCGAUGGACGCGUUGGUGCGGGGGCUGCCGUCCCCAGCGCGGCGUGGAUCGUCUCGGCAGCGCUUUUUCGGCGAUCGGCCAGCCGGAGUAGAGGAGCAGCAGGCUCGUGGUACAGUAUCAAACGGCACUGCUGGAGGUGCUGCACAUCGACCGCCUUCAGGAACUACUUCCCGUGGUCGGGAGAACACGUAUAAAGACGAUCGCAAAAAUUAUGCUAGAAAUGUUGCAGCACCUCCAUCUGCCAGCAACGCAGACCACGAGGACCAGUCCGUCGUGGAUAUGGAAGUGGAAGGUCUGCCGAGUAGUAAUCCACACGACCCGCACGGCGGUUCCUUACCGGCGGAAGCACUAUCACCGCCGGUUCCCGCGAUGCACACAAGUAACCUGCUGGUGGACACGAAGCGGAUUAAGAAGCCCGUGGACCUGACGCAGAAAAACGGGUAUCGCUUCCAGGUGACGCAGCGGGGAGAGGUGCGAAUCGGCGGCCCGGAGGGCGUGUUCGUGAUCGAUCCCGGCGGCGUCAGCUGCCGCUUGGAGCAAAGGUAUAAGGUAGAGUCCUUUACGAAAGAAGCGGGCGGAUUUAGGGUUUUAGGAUUUAGGGUUUUUGUCCGCUUUACGAGACAGGCGGCGAUGACUAUGUGUUUCACAACAUACGUACGAUCAAACCAGUUUUUGAUGGCUCGGUCUGCGUCCACGAUGCGAAACCAAACCUCCGCACUGCUGGUUGUUUGUUCUACUUACAACUGCAUUUCUCUUGUACAAGUCUCGUCAAAGCUGACAAAUUGCGCCAAAGUACUCGGCCUCUGCUGUAUGAUUGGCAGUUGUGCUGUAGAUUUUAUCCUUGUCUUUCCAAAUAACUUCAUUCAGGUCUUCCAGCACGGCGAGCAGCAGUGAGCAUAACAAAUCCUCCGCAGCUGCUUUGGGUCUAUGUCCCGACCUCAAUAAGCGCAUCCAGGCCGGGGAGAAGAGCCGGCAGGCGCUGAUCCGGAAGUACGCGAGCUACCAACACCUGCCGGCCUUCUUGAAGCACUGGUACCAGUUUGCGUUCACCGUCGUGAACCAGCUCCGGGCGCGGACGCCGAAGGUGAUUCUGCACUACGAGCGGUGUCGCUGCGAGCUGAUGGACAACGUGCCCUUACCGGACUUCGUGGUGCACUUCCACGACACCAUGAGUACCCAGCUGAUCCGCUACUGCCGCGUACGGGAGGGGCUUUUGACCUUGUCCACACGGACUGGUGGGUCCACGUUCUCGACGUCCAGAAAGCCGGUCGGAACUAGAAGUACCGGCUUGGAUCAACAUGAGCCGCACAUGCAUGAAGAUCAUGAUUCCUUUUUCACCCAGCAGAAGAGGGGAGGACUACUAUCGUCUUCCGCUUCUGAAGUCGUAGCCGACCUCCAGCCCGCGUCUUCCUUCGAAAUUCCGCUCGAGUUGGUCUUGCAAGCGGAGGACGGUGCCGCGAAACAGAGCCUGGACGAACUGCUGGUGUUAUCCACUGCAAUAAAGAACAUGGUUGAGUCUGGAAAAAGGCCGUGGAUAAGAUUAGUAAACGGAGAUGUCUACUUUCGGGACCGCAUGAGAAACGCACAGACUGCUUGCUUGUGUACAGACAGAUUUUUGUCCUCUAUUCCAGACUCAAAUCGACGAUAUUUCCAACGCAUAAGUGCCGUAUCAGUGGGAGCUGGGCGAUGUGAAGCCCGUGCUGGAGAAGGUAGUUGCCGCUUGGGAGAUACGCAUCGCAAAAAUAUCGUACACUGAAUCUGCGAAGAACUGCAUCACGAAAGGAAAAAAGGAAGCUCUUAUGCAUCCUUAUUAGUUAUUCUUGAAAUAAGUUUGUCAUGCAAAACCAAAAGUGCAGUUACAAUUCGGGUAUACGGUUGUACUUUUGCAGAGGACAGAAGGCCGCGCGGCGGGAAGAAAAAAUCGCGUUCGACAAGAGCGCAGAGCUCUUACACAACCUGCACGCAAAGACGGGGAGCGCGGGAUUUCCAGCGUUGGAGUUUCAGGCGGAAUUUGAGAGAUACCAGCGCGAGCUCGCCAACUUGUACCCGGUCGUGAAGCGGUUUGACGUAUGGUGAAGAAAAUUGGUUUCCUGGGGUCGCCCUCGGCAUGCCACGAGUGUUCAAGUUUUUACUUCUGCUGGGUACUUACUUCCGUGCGAAUUUAAUAGACCUCGUGUGGGCAAUCUUAUACAAUUAGAUGCGUAGUGGAGAACUACGUCUCCUGCUGGCAACUUGUACGUCGUGCAUGCAUGUCAUGGGCAUGGGUUUCAGGUGUAGAGCUCGAACCUGCGGCGCAUCAGAGCCACAAACGAGCAGGGAAAAUCCGGGGAACUGAAGAACACUCGUGGCCAGUCAGGGGGACAAUUUUCUGCUUUGUACACCUACCCAUAAGAGGCCCGCCAGCUGACUACGCGAAGAUGCGUCGAGCAGUUUCUUGAAUUCUCCGAUGGGCACUGCUGUGUGUGUCUAGUUUACUGUACGAGGUAAAGAAGCACAACUACAAGGUAAAGAAGCACCACCAAAGGAAAGAAACAAGCUUCUGCGCAGUCACCGUCCGACGCGAGAACAAAGUCCAAAACGCGCAGCGUCUGGUCCGAGCAGGGCUGUUGGACGAAUCUGGCUGGCUAGCCAAGGGUGCUCCAGAAAAGCCCAAAUCCGCGAACACUUUCCGAUACGGACUUCGUCUGCUGAUUACGUAAAGUUACUCGAUGCGAAUAGUUCCUCUGAUGAACACGUUACGCUGGACCUGGUACAGAGAAAGGAAAGAAUUCAUUAUCUGCGCAGAAGUCUACACGUGAAAAUGCAGCGAAGUGGAGUAGCUGUAACGUGGGCAUGUCAAGGCCAACAUGAU
This is a messenger RNA of Amoebophrya sp. A120, 7623 nucleotides long. NCBI's taxonomy places the organism in Eukaryota, Dinophyceae, Syndiniales, Amoebophryaceae. The record is from the annotation of a GenBank genome assembly.